AAAGGUUGGUUUGAGGGUGAGAAUUGGGCCACGCCAGAAAGCCAAUCCUGCCUUGUUGGCUCCUAUAGAUUUCAUUUCAUCCACCCACACAACACUACCAACUAACUCCAAUCUCACAUCACAUUCUCUCAUAUCUCUAUCUCAUUUCUCAUUUCUCAUUUCUCACACAACAACAUGCUACCACUUUGUUCUUCCUCAUCCAUGGCUGCUAACUCUUCCCUCACUCUCCCAACCAAUUCUUUCCUCACAUUACUUCACCCUCCUCCAUCUUCCCACUACAUAUCAUCAUCACUUUCUUCAACUUCAUUCAACUCUCAGUUUUUAGGCCUCAAGUUAUCUCAUUCUUCCAUUUCCAUAACCCCUUCUUCUUCAUUCAAACGAUCUUUCAUAUAUGCCAAGGUUAGUAAAGGCUCUAAGCCACCCGCUUUUACGCUGAAAGAUCAGGAUGGUAAGACUGUGAGUCUCUCCAAGUACAAAGGGAAGCCUGUUGUUGUUUAUUUCUACCCUGCUGAUGAGACUCCUGGUUGUACCAAACAGGCCUGUGCUUUUAGGGAUUCAUAUGAGAAGUUCAAGAAAGCAGGAGCAGAGGUUGUUGGGAUAAGCGGCGACAACACUGCGUCUCACAAGGCAUUUGCCAAGAAGUACAAACUUCCAUAUACAUUGUUGAGUGAUGAGGGUAACAAGAUAAGGAAAGAAUGGGGAGUUCCGGGCGAUUUCUUUGGAUCAUUGCCAGGGAGAGAGACUUAUGUUAUUGACAAAAACGGCGUGGUUCAGCUCGUUUACAACAACCAGUUCCAACCCGAAAAGCAUAUCGAUGAGACCUUGAAACUACUUCAAAGCCUUUAAAGCUUCUGUAUCGCUUCUGUAUGAAACCGUUGUAAUUAAGUAGCUGAUUUUGAACACUUUGGUCACAUGAUAGUGAUGAAAAUAAUACUCUUUCUUCUAUAGAGAGCAAACAAUUGUAACGUAUCGCGAUGUUGUCACAAACACUGUCACAUAUCAUAUCAGUAUCUUUUGCA
This is a messenger RNA of Lathyrus oleraceus (garden pea), 1019 nucleotides long. RefSeq names its product peroxiredoxin Q, chloroplastic. The record is from RefSeq and is a predicted model, not a curated record. Gene Ontology annotation, biological process: cell redox homeostasis; cellular response to oxidative stress. Gene Ontology annotation, cellular component: chloroplast thylakoid membrane; cytoplasm. Gene Ontology annotation, molecular function: thioredoxin peroxidase activity. The transcript is spliced from 4 exons. Bases 175 to 846 code for a protein of 223 amino acids. Lineage: Eukaryota; Viridiplantae; Streptophyta; Magnoliopsida; Fabales; Fabaceae.